Molecule: messenger RNA, 3206 nt
Organism: Pyricularia oryzae 70-15
Lineage: Eukaryota; Fungi; Ascomycota; Sordariomycetes; Magnaporthales; Pyriculariaceae
Exons: 2
Coding region: 801-2720 (639 amino acids)
Source: RefSeq, a predicted model, not a curated record
GUUUGUCCCCCCAGAGUGGCGCCCCCAAAUCCGGGAUUCCCUUGAAUCCCUUGACGAUUAGACCGUUCCAUCAUCAACAACCAGGCCAAUUCACCAGCAUUUCCGCCAUAGGUAUCAUAGCACCCCUCAGAGACCCGGCCGUUUAUAUUGCGGCUGCCCCGCGAAAAGCUGAGUGCCGGGAUUGGAUUCGCUGCAGCACGCCGAGCAGAGCAAGAGUCCCAGGCAAUUGCAUCCAUAAGUAAAGAGCUGAGCAAAGCAGCGCGCCACAAUUGACAAAGGCCCCCUGUUCUCUACCGUGUUGCCGUGGUGGCCGUGUGGAGCCUUUGCUGGGGUGCUGGAAAUGAGGACUCACAACAAGCACGAGGAUACUUAAGUCGACCCUGAGCUAUUGACCUGGAUAUUGGGCUUGUGCAGGAUUGUCUUCGAGUCUAUUCAUUUCCUGCCAGAGAGGAAAUCUAACUUGUUGGCGAGUCGGACCAAAUCACCCCCCCAAUUAACCCAAUUCCCCCAGUUCCCGCUCCACCAACGACCGCAAUAUCGCUCGCUGCCCGGUUGUAGCGACUCCUUUUGCAGAACCGCUCAUUUCGCCUCUCUUUUUCCUUUGAUUCUCUUUUUUCAUCAGUUGCAAUCUCCCAUUCCCCUUACCCCGUCCGAGCAAGACAAGAAACAUACAAACAAAAGCCGUGCUUUCUGCUUAUCUUACAGCAAUCAGGGGUGCUAGCCAAGGAGUCUUUUUCUCCCAUGGCCACUCGUCCCUGAUCUUUUUUUGCUUUAUUCUCCAACCCUCUUCCGCCUUCUUCAUGACCAUCUUUCUGCUCAGACUUUGCUUUCUAUCGGCGUGCUCCAACAUUCUUUUAAAUGAAAACCAACUGAAUCUUCUCAGGGCCUACAUUGCUACCAGAAGAGUUCUGCCCACUCCUUUCAAGUCCCGCUCCCGUCGCAGCAACAGCGCACCCUCCAGUCCCCCGGGAAAAGGGAAGCGCCGCAGGGCAUCUAGCCUCGCCUUCAACCCAGAGUUUCUUCAUCACGUCUCGCAGUCGUUUGCGCGUUCAAGGGCCGCGUACAGGAGGCCUCGGGCCAAGAUUGAGAACGAGAGAGGUGCCGGAGAGGCCUUGUUUGCUCCUAUGAUCAUGGAGGACCCUCCUUGUCUUGGUCCUUCCGCCACUAUAACAGAGGCAUCGAAGAUCGGCAAGCCCGAGCGACUAUCUACUGCAGCAUCCGAGGCAAUCACAACGCCUGUCGCCCGAUCUCGUGUGUCCUCUGGGUGCACAGAGGAGGAAUUGGAAAUACGUUCUGUCCGAUCGUGCCGGUCAAACUCGUCAACCGCUCACCACAGACUAUCGUUGACCCUGCCAAUUCCUAUCGCUUUGCCCACUGCCAGCCCGACACGCCCGACUCUAGCCUCAUCUGCAGCUCCCACCCCCGCCGACACACCUCUUGUGCAAUCACCGACAGAUUCGGGCGGUUUCAUCACGGCGAUCGCCGCCCAGGAACGCCGAGUGCUAGAACUCAGGGAAGAGCUUCAGCGGGCAGAGAAAGAUCUACAGAGGCUCAAGCGCCAAUUUGAACACCAUGAGGCUCACAAGAAGCGACAAGAAGCCAGAGCCUCGCGUCCACUGCGCAUAGUAACGCCAACGAGCCUGAACAACGCUUUGCUGAUGGAGAAGGAAGACGCCAGCGCGCGGCGAAACGCAGAAGUAGAGAGGCGCAAGGCUCUGCUUGCUGGGCAGCAAAGUGCUCCAGGAACACCAGGAACGCCAGGAACUCCCGGCCAGUCGCGUAGGAGAGUCUUCCCAGGUGGCCACACGCGACAGUUGUCACUGCUGUCGCCAACAAAAUCAGACAAUGGUGGAGAUUUCCGCCUGCAUGAGGAUCCUCUGGUGGAUGAUCUCAAGACCUCGUCCAAGGAGCUUGAUGAGCAAUUUGCCAACAUUGUACGGUAUGCGCCUAUAACGCCAGCCCAGCUGUCAAAACGCGCCUCGUGGGCUCCUCGUACUGUCCACCAGCAGGCUGCAAGUGGUGUUAAACAAAUAGCCGAGGACUUCCGAACGGGACUUUGGACGUUCGUCGAAGACUUGCGACAGGCAACCGUGGGUGAUGAACCGAUUCAUGGCGGUGCACAGCUGAGACGUGGUUUUGAGGGCAAUGGCAGACACAAGCGUCAGUCAUCCAACCUCGGAACAUCUACUUCAAUCUCCGAUGAGCACUUUGACCAGGAAACCAUACGUGCAUCGGCACAUUCGACGAGGACUCAUGUAGCUAGGGCUUUUGAGGAUGUCGGAACACCUAGCCCUGCUUCAAGGUUUACCAAUCCUUUGGAGGACGAGGCUUCCAGUGGUAACCGUCACCAGCGUACUCUAUCCAAGAACGACAAGCAUGCCAAGCGUUUUUCAUGGACUCCGUUAUCAAUGGACUCGCUGGAUGAUGCCGACUGGCUUAACUGGGAAAGCCCCAGUAUUACGGCGAACAAGUCCCCUCGGUGGAGUGGUAGCACGGUUACCGGCGACACUAUUCCAGAGAAGCUUGAUGAGAACGAGCCUUUGAAGCAAUCCGAGCCCCGCAAGCUGGAGGAGCUGCCAUGGCCUGCUCUCAACCGUCUGACACCAAGCAAGCUCAAGGAACAAGCCGCGGGCUACUUGAAGGAGCUGGAGCGGAGCCUCACUCCCCCAGGGGCUGCUGUUUCCACUCGCGUCGAUGAGCAGACUCUCAUCAGCAUGUGAGCUGGUCUUGCAAUUUUUUGCAACUUUGCAGCUGAAGAAAAAAAAACGAUUGACGGUUGAGUUCGUGACGAUAUUAAUGCAUUUUUUUUGCGAAGUUAACCAAGCGCCUUGUCCGAUAUUCGACCAACAAUGUACAUCACUCACGACUCAUAUGAUUAUACGGGAUGAGACCAACAGACACGACAAUGCGGGAUUGCCAUCUUCAAGACAGCCAAAUCCUAUCUUGAAGGACAGAGCUGAAGGACGGUUAUGACCUUGGACACAUGACACAUAAGUUCUGGUAAUUUUGGGUUUUGGGUGAAGCGGUCUACACAACCCAACAGAAACGAGAUCUGGGACUCAUUUUGGGUGUCUUUUGAAUAUACAAUGUCCAAGUCUGGACUGUGGAUAAGGAUGAUUAGAAGUAUCAUCAGUGGCGGUACAAAAUAUACUAGAUAGAGUAGCCUAAUGGAUAAUGAUUAUGACCAGUAACAUCGCUCAGUCAGA